Molecule: messenger RNA, 4962 nt
Organism: Acanthochromis polyacanthus (spiny chromis)
Lineage: Eukaryota; Metazoa; Chordata; Actinopteri; Pomacentridae
Gene: osbpl7
Product: oxysterol binding protein-like 7
Exons: 21
Coding region: 300-2951 (883 amino acids)
Cellular component (GO): cytosol; intracellular membrane-bounded organelle; plasma membrane
Molecular function (GO): cholesterol binding
Source: RefSeq, a predicted model, not a curated record
UGGAGGCGGCUCGUUGCACCCACCGGCGCUCAGAUUCUGUGGUCAGAGUUGGUGGUCAUCUGCGGGUAGAACAUGUAGUUUGACUUCCUCCUCACUUUUUUUUGAACCAUCAUUUCAGCCGAAAUGGUGAUUUUUCGCAGGUUCCUAAGCGCCAAAUGAGACCUUGGUUGGAUUAAUUUAGAGGACGGAAGCGGAUGAUGAGAGUCGAAGGUGAACUUCAGGUGGGUUUUCGGUACUUUGCAGCAGGUCCCCCUAACCAAUCAGCCGGUCUGAGGAGAGUCUGAGGUUCCCGCUCUGAAAUGGACUCGUACGGAUCUUCGCUGGAUCGCAGCCAGUCGCUGGCCAGCGGCCUGGAGAAAACCUCGCCGACGUGGAACAAACCCACCCACUCCAGGAGCAGCAGCACUCUGUCGUCUCGUCACUCCAGACAGGUGAUCAAAGACUGGGAGGUCGUAGAAGAUGUUCAGGUAGAAUUGCACUCAGGAGGAGAACAUCCUCUGGAAAUGACGACUCCGGGAAUCUGUGAAGGAUAUCUGCUCAAGAGGAGGAAGUGGCCUCUGAAGGGCUGGCACAAGCGAUACUUCAUCUUGGAAGCAGGAAUCUUACGCUACUCCAAAAAUCAGCAAGAUGUGUUCAGAGGAAGAGUCCAGGGUUCUCUGGACGUCAGCCUCGCUGUGAUAUCGAUAAACAAGAAGUCCAACCGCAUUGACCUGGAUGCAGGAGACAUUCUCUAUCACAUGAAGGCAAAGAGCCACGAACUCUUCUACAUCUGGGUAACGAAGCUCCAAGCUCAUCGCUUAUUCAAGAAGAACGAGGCGGCUCACGUUCAGAGCGGCUUCCUGCUGUCUUUGUCCAACAACACUGUGGCUGGACCGGCUCAGAGAAACGGAGAUUUGAGCCCCGCAGUGACUUCAGAUUCAGCCGGAGCUUCAGGAGUUCUGCCUUCAGCCAACACCGCUGUGAACAGUAAAGUGUCCGCCUGGCUGCAGCAAAGCCACGAUCCGGACUCCUGUGUUCAAGAGUUGAACCGGUGUCACUUGGAUCUUUCUGAGCUAAACCGCCUAAUCCAAAGGCUGCAGGCGCUGGAGGUCGGCCAGGCUUUCACUAACGGAGAACUGCAGCGCAUCAUCAGCAUACAGAAUCUGUCGCUUGAGAAGCCGAAGAAGUCGAAGUCGGGGAAGAUGUGGGGUCACUCUCGUACAUUAUCCAGAGUGGAGGCCCUGGGAAUGCUGUCCUCCAGUCACCUGAGCAGCUCGGCCCACCUCGGAGCGUCGGUGCCCUCCAUCCCCGACUACGUCUACUCUCAGCUGUCCCCUCCCACCGUCGUGUCGCCUGAAGGCAAGAAGAUCCAGCAGGACAUCUGCGCCAUGUCGCUACGAGUGCUUACCUCCUUGAAGUCGGUGCAUGAGACGCUGUCCCAGGAGAGGCAGAAGCUGCAGGAAGUCUGGGAAUCCAACAACAUCCACCAGCCUAACACAUUAGCCGUGGUAAGAUCAGUGCUGGGUUCUCCGACACGUUUCCCCUCCGAGUUUUCUUUGUUCCUCACCGUUUCUCCUCCUCAGCCUGCAGCAGGGAGGCAUUCAGCCCACGGGCCUCCUUCAGUCGCAGAUUCAGCUGCCGAGUAUUUCGACGCCAGCGACGACAUCCUUUGUGGCAGCUCCUCUGAGAUGUCUGAGGAAUCGGGACUCAGCGAUGGAAGCACCACCAAUUCAGAGCCAGAGGAGGGACACGUAUCGGCCACCAGGAAGUACCGUGCAAGCAUUUCCAAGACUCCCAACAGUGUUGUUCCUAAAAGCACCGGCCGGAGAACAAAACUUCUGGCUCACUGUCCUGACAACAGCCAUGUAGGCCUCAUGGCUAUCCUCUACAACAACAUCGGCAAAGAUCUGGCUCGUGUAUCGAUGCCAGCGGCUCUAAAUGAGCCCGUUAACCUGCUGCAGAGGCUGUGUGAGGAGCUGGAGUACAGCGACCUGCUGGAUACCGCCAACAACACGCCAGACCCCUACCAGAGGAUGGUUUACAUUGCUGCCUUUGCCAUCUCCGGUUAUUCCACUGCGACGUUCAGAAACCGCUACAAGCCCUUCAACCCGGUUCUGGGAGAAACCUUCGAGUGCAUCAGAGAGGACCGAGGUUUCCGCCUCAUCAGUGAGCAGGUCUGCCAUCAUCCGCCCAUCUCCGCCUGCCAUGCAGACUCAGAGAACUUCUCCUUUUGGCAAGACCAGCGAUGGAAGAACAAAUUCUGGGGGAAGUCACUGGAAAUCGUGCCAACAGGGAUGGUGAACGUGACUCUUCCGAGGUAUGGAGACCACUACGAGUGGAACAAAGUAGUGACCUGCAUCCAUAACGUUCUCAGCCAGCAGCGGUAUCUGGAGCACUACGGAGAAGUCACCAUCCAAAACCUGAAAAGCAGCGUCUGCACCUGCAAGAUCACAUUCGUAAAGUCUCGUUACUGGGGCUCAGACACGAACAAGAACGAGGUGCAGGGAACGGUGCUAGACCAAAGUGGGAGCGUCAUUCACCGGUUUGGAGGUCUGUGGCAUGAAGGCAUCUUCUGUGACACCCUGCCGACUCCCAAAUGCAUCUGGAAGCCGAAUCCCCAGCCAAAGGAUUACCUGCUCUACUAUGGCUUCUCCACCUUCGCCAUGGAGCUGAAUGAGCUCACCCCAGACCUGAAGCCUCUGCUGCCCCCCACCGACAGCCGCCUGCGCCCCGACCAGAGGAUGCUGGAGGAGGGAAAAGUGGACGAGGCCGACAAAAAGAAAGAUGAGAUCGAAGAAUAUCAGAGGGAGCGGAGAAAAGAACUCACCAAGAAGGGUGAAGAUCACGUUCCUCGGUUUUUCAAGAAAGCCAAAGACGCCUGUGGACGAGACGUGUGGUUGUCCAACGGAACGUACUGGAAGCUCAGAGAGAAUCCAGGGUUCGCCAACGUUGAAAACAUAAUUCUGUGGUGACGAGAUGAGACGACAUUCCGACAUUUCGUGCGGAUGAAACCACGUGAGAGACGAAGAGAUCUGAAAUAUCAUGGGUGGAUAUUUUGGACAGCAUACAUGAACCGCUCUGACCGAGUGGAGAACGUGCUGCUGAUCUCUUCUGCGAACCCGUGACUGGAUCAUGGGAAGCUUCAGCCAGCAGAAUGAAGCAGCAACACGCCUGGUGAAGAGACGUAGAGACCACUUUAACAUUUUCUAAUGCAUUUAUUUUUCUAGGUAAUUUCAAUCUGCAUAUAUGCAUUUAUAUAUUUUUUGAAUUUCACAGUUUGCUGCCCAACACACACUGAACAUGCUGGAAGUUGAAAUGCUCUCUUUAAAAAGCUAAUUAGUGUAUUUUGUGAAAGCAUUAAAUCAAAUCAGAUUUGAUAAUACAUAGAGUUAUUUGACUGUUGGGGCAGGAUGACCAGCUGGUUUGUGAUCAUUUGAUUUACUGCAGCUUUGUUUGACAAAUAACCUUAAAGCAGGUCUUAACAUCAAAAAGAAAGUAAAAAAAUAGUGACGAACCCACAAAGUUAUCAGCUGAACCUGCAGAAGCUUUAUAGUGAGUUUUGGCUCAGUGUUUAGCGAUCUUGAAUGCAACUCUACUGUUUUACUUCACUGUUUUCAGACAAAACUUACUAAAAAGCCAGUUAGAGACUAGCUGGGGAUUGCAUCAGAGCAUUUAUCAGCUAAAAAGCCCAAUAUUUUCCUCAGGAGAUGGUGGAGACCAAAAAUGGAGCAAAAAGAGAGCGAAAAAUUGAUCCACAUACUCCAAAAACAUGAAAAAAAUGUGUUUAACAGCACAUUUCCCAUAUUAAAUUAAAAUAAGAUGUCUAUAUUGGCUCCACAGUGUGUUUCUGAUGCCUCAAAGCCUCUGCAGAAGCCUGAUGAUGAGCUGAUCAUUUGAAUCAGGUGUGUUGGAAGAGGGAAACAUCUAAAACAGGGGUGUCGAAAUCCGUUCCUGGAGGGCCACUAUCCUGCAUGUUUUAGAUGUUUCCCUCUUCCAACACAGCUGAUUCAAAUGAUCAGGCUCGUUAUCAGGCUUCUGCUAAGCUUGAUGAUAAGCUGAUCAUUUGAAUCAGGUGUGUUGGAAGAGGGAAACAUCUAAAACAUAGAGGAUAGUGGACCUCCAGGAACUGAAUUUGACACCCCUGAUCUAAAACAUGCAGGACAGUGGGUCCUGAGGAACAGGGUUGAGAACCAUUGGUCUAAAAAAGUAUUUUUUGCCGGUCUAAUGCACUAUAGUACUAUAUAGGAAUCGUGUUUUGCACUGUGCAUGGUGCAAAUGCCUGAAUAACUUUGACUUAGAUCACAUUAUCAUCACCCUGCUUCCUUGUCUACAGUUUCCAGAUGCUAAUAGCAUUUAGCUACCUGUCCAAAGGUGCUCCAGCAAUAAUCCAACCUUCUAUCUGUGGCUUUCACCCUGUAAGAACUGAAUAUGAUGCUGAACAUGACUGUUACAGUCAAUUUCUGCCUAAACAUUUUGGUCAUUGCUUACAUAGAAAACUUGAUGGUGCAACAUCUAUAAAAAGUAUAUUUUAAUGUUUUUUAAGUUUUUUUUGAUCUGUAAAAAUGUAUGAAUUAUUAACAUUCAAGCAUAGACACAUAUUUAAACAAGGAGGAGAUGAUAUAUUAUACUGUAUUUUUAUGUCAUUAAUAGUGAAACGAUCCAACAAUAGUGAAACGUUCCAGCUGGUUGGAAACGUGCAAACUGUAUUUAUACGGUGAAUUAAACUCUUAACAUCACAACUGUGUCAUUUUUUUUCCAAUGUUAUAUACACUUGGCUGCAGAUAAAGAUGAUUUAUGCAUGGUAAAAUGGCAUUUGCAAUCCAAAAAGCAAACAUACGGCAUGCUGAAAUUUGAUUUUAGUUAAAUAAAUCUCAAAGCAGUCGGGGUUUCUCAUGUGUAAGCUUUAUUUUCAUGAAUAAAAAAACAACAGUACAAUACACAUUUAUGCCACCUUCAAUAAAUAACGGUUUCUGUUUCCCCUUC